AGUUUGACCAGUCGCAUGUCACUUCCGGCACGCGGCCUGCGCAUCGCACUGUGGGAUUUGUGUCUGUUUGAAGUCAUGGCGGACGCCUUUGGAGACGAUUUGUUCAGCGUGUUUGACGAAGAACAGGCCGGUUCUAGCAAAAAAGCCACUCCAAAGUCCGCAGCUCAGGCAGGAAAGACUCCUGAUAAAGGCGGUAAACAGCAGAGCGAUUCAGCAGCUGCGCUCAAAAGAGAUGCUGACAAUGACGGGUCAGAUGAGGUGGUGCUUGGGAAAAGACAGAAGCUGGAAACCGUGUCAGCUGAGGAGAUCAAUCUGUCAGAGCUCAUGCCUAAAGUGAAGGCGGAGCAGGUGGAGACAGUGGAGGGCUGCACUCAUGAGGUGGUUCUUCCGGCAGACGAGGAAUACACUCCACUGAAACCACGCGUUGGAAAAGCAGCUAAGGAGUACCCCUUCAUACUCGACCCUUUCCAGCGUGAGGCCAUCCUGUGCAUUGAUAACAACCAGUCUGUGCUAGUGUCGGCCCACACAUCGGCAGGAAAGACCGUGUGUGCGGAGUAUGCCAUUGCUCUGGCUCUCCGAGAAAAGCAGCGAGUGAUCUUCACCAGCCCCAUCAAAGCUCUGAGCAAUCAGAAGUACAGAGAGAUGUACGAAGAGUUCCAGGAUGUGGGUUUGAUGACCGGUGAUGUUACCAUUAACCCCACGGCUUCCUGCCUGGUUAUGACCACCGAGAUUUUGAGGAGCAUGCUGUACAGAGGGUCAGAGGUUAUGAGGGAGGUGGCGUGGGUCAUCUUUGAUGAGAUCCAUUACAUGAGAGACUCAGAGCGUGGAGUGGUCUGGGAGGAAACCAUCAUCCUACUGCCAGACAACGUGCAUCAUGUCUUCCUGUCAGCCACCAUUCCCAACGCUCGACAGUUUGCCGAGUGGAUUUGUCACCUUCACAAACAGCCCUGCCACGUGGUGUACACGGACUACCGCCCCACUCCACUGCAGCACUAUGUCUUUCCAGCAGGAGGCGAUGGACUCCACCUUGUUGUGGAUGAGAACGGAGAGUUCAGAGAAGACAAUUUUAACACGGCAAUGCAGGUCCUGAGGGAUGCAGGGGACACAGGAGGCAAUGCUGGGGGCAAAUGGGACCCCAAAGGCAGAAAGGGUGGAACCAAAGGUCCAUCUAAUGUCUUUAAGAUUGUGAAGAUGAUCAUGGAAAGGAACUUCCAGCCAGUGAUUAUCUUUAGCUUCAGUAAGAAAGAAUGUGAGGCCUACGCACUACAGGUGGCUAAACUGGAUUUCAACACAGACGAUGAGAAGAAACUGGUGGAAGAAGUGUUCAACAAUGCCACAGACUGCCUGUCUGAUGAAGACAAAAAGCUGCCGCAGGUGGAGCAUGUUCUGCCGUUGCUGAAGAGAGGGAUUGGAAUUCAUCAUGGCGGCCUCCUCCCGAUCCUAAAAGAGACCAUUGAGAUCCUGUUCUCUGAGGGGCUGAUAAAGGCCUUGUUUGCUACAGAAACAUUUGCCAUGGGAAUCAACAUGCCUGCAAGAACCGUGCUCUUCACCAGUGCGCGCAAAUUUGACGGCAAAGACUUCCGCUGGAUCACCUCAGGAGAGUAUAUCCAGAUGUCAGGACGUGCUGGCAGAAGAGGAAUGGACGAGAGGGGAAUAGUCAUUUUCAUGGUGGAUGAGAAGAUGAGCCCUGCGGUGGGCAAACAGUUACUGAAGGGUUCGGCAGAUCCUCUGAACAGUGCGUUCCACCUGACCUACAACAUGGUGCUCAAUCUACUGCGUGUGGAGGAGAUCAACCCAGAGUACAUGCUGGAGAAAUCCUUCUACCAGUUCCAGCACUAUAGAGCCGUGCCUGGUGUUGUGGAGAAGAUGAAAAAGCUGGAGGAGGAGUAUAAUGCAAUUCGAAUCCCUAAUGAAGAGAGCGUGGUGACCUACUACAAGAUCCGUCAGCAGCUGUCCAAACUGGGCAAAGAAAUUGAGGAAUUUAUUCACAAACCUAGAUACUGCCUGCCCUUCCUGCAGCCGGGCAGACUGGUCAGGGUGAAAAAAGAAGAUCUGGAUUUCGGUUGGGGCUUAGUCGUCAAUUUUCACAAGAAGACAAAUGUCAAGGUUGGAAUUGGGGAUGCUGACCCGUUAUUUGUGGUGGAGGUUCUGCUCCACUGCAGCAAAGACAGCGUGAAGAACGCAGCCACGGAGGUAGCCAAACCAGCAGGCCCAGGAGAAAAGGGCGAGAUGCAGGUUGUUCCUGUGAUUCUUCAUCUCAUCACCUCCAUCAGCUCUGUGCGCCUCUACAUCCCCAAAGAUCUGCGGCCGUACGACAACCGACAGAGCAUGCUCAAAUCCAUACAGGAGGUGCAGAAACGUUUCCCAGAUGGCAUUCCUCUGCUAGAUCCCAUAGACGACAUGGGCAUCAAGGAUCCAGCGCUGAAAAAGGUCAUUCAGAAGGUGGAGGCGUUCGAGCACAGGAUGUACACGCACCCCCUGCACAGCGACCCCAAACUGGAGGCCGUUUACACUCUGUGUGAGAAGAAAGCGCUGAUUGCAGGUGAAAUUAAAGCGGCGAAGCGCGAGCUAAAGAAAGCACGUACCGUGCUGCAGAUGGAUGAGCUGAAGUGCAGGAAGCGUGUGUUGCGGCGCCUGGGAUUCGCCACUUCCUCUGAUGUCAUCGAAAUGAAAGGCCGUGUGGCCUGUGAGAUCAGCAGUGCAGAUGAGCUGUUGCUGACAGAGAUGGUGUUUAACGGGCUGUUCAAUGACCUGACGGCAGAGCAGGCCACUGCGCUUCUCAGCUGCUUUGUCUUCCAGGAAAAUGCUAACGAGAUGCCCAAACUGACAGAACAGCUGGCUGGACCACUUCGACAGAUGCAGGAAUGUGCCAAGCGUAUUGCUAAGGUGUCCGCAGAGGCCAAGCUGGACGUAGAUGAGGACACUUACCUGAACCAGUUCCGCCCGCACCUGAUGGAUGUGGUCUACACCUGGGCCAACGGCUCCUCGUUCUCUCAGAUAUGCAAAAUGACAGACGUGUUUGAAGCACAUCUCCCAGAAGCCUCUGCUCUGAGAUUUGGCCGUGUCUAAGGCAUGACGUGAGUUUUGAAACGCAGAUCUCAUGUCUUGUCAAGAAAAUCCCCCAUUUGUCCGUGCUCCAGCUCCUGAGUGAGAUUUUGGCUGCGUUCAUGUGCAUUAGCAAACAGCAAAACACUUGUAGUGAUAAAUUGCAGUGAGGGAGAGAUGUUAUAUGAAAAAUGGAGAAGUUCCCCAAUUCUCUUUCUCUCAUCCCCUUUCACCUCAAACUGAAUUGGACUGCGUUUCCCAAAAGCAUAGUAAGCCUAAAUUGAUCGUAGCUCCAUUGGUUUCAAUGGGUCUAUGAUUUACUUAAGCUUAUGCUUUUGGGAUACACAGCCCUCCUCUCAAUAGAGAUCUUAUAACAUCAUGCCAGCAAAAUCCCUUGUGCCAAGAUAAGUUUCAUAGAAAUAAACAUUGCUAAUACAACUGAACAUUGAAACUACGGGUUACAAGCACUGAAAAUGACCAUAUGUGGUUGGUAUGUAG
Onychostoma macrolepis is the source of this 3543-nucleotide messenger RNA. It is a transcript of the gene mtrex, whose product is annotated as Mtr4 exosome RNA helicase. Gene Ontology annotation, cellular component: nucleus. Gene Ontology annotation, biological process: maturation of 5.8S rRNA; RNA catabolic process. Gene Ontology annotation, molecular function: RNA binding; RNA helicase activity; ATP binding. Lineage: Eukaryota; Metazoa; Chordata; Actinopteri; Cypriniformes; Cyprinidae. The record is from RefSeq and is a predicted model, not a curated record. The coding region runs from base 16 to 3069 and encodes 1017 amino acids. The transcript is spliced from 26 exons.